Micromonas commoda is the source of this 970-nucleotide messenger RNA. RefSeq lists its product with no specific name. The transcript has 2 exons. Gene Ontology annotation, biological process: transcription elongation by RNA polymerase II. Gene Ontology annotation, cellular component: transcription elongation factor complex. The record is from RefSeq and is a predicted model, not a curated record. Gene Ontology annotation, molecular function: RNA polymerase II complex binding. Lineage: Eukaryota; Viridiplantae; Chlorophyta; Mamiellophyceae; Mamiellales; Mamiellaceae. The coding region runs from base 12 to 269 and encodes 85 amino acids.
CGCGCACAUACAUGGGAAAGCGGAAGUCCAGUAAACCGCCACCAAAAAAGGUUGCUCCAAAAGUGGCCACCGCGUUUACUUGUCCUUUCUGCAACCAUGAAAAUGCGGUGGUCGCUAAGAUGGACCAGCUCACAGGGAAGGGCAUGGUAGAGUGCACAAUAUGCGGGCAGCGUUACACUACCAUCAUCUCGCACUUAAGCGAGCCGAUCGAUGUUUAUAGCGACUGGAUCGACGCUUGCGACAAAAUUAACAGGGGAGAUGGUCGAUGAGCUUAAUACACAAGUCGCUGGUUUGGGGAUGCCAGUUUGAACCUUUUGGGCGAGCUCGAUAUCAAUCAACUGGCUCUGAGAAGCAUCCCUUGGAUCAGCCUUGCGCUGGUCAUGAUAUGAUACUUGUGAGGAGAGAUAAUGCUUACACGCAGCCUCGCCAUCAUUUUAUUCAGGGCCGUGUUCGAGUCGGAAAGUUGAGUAGUCAAACGUCGGGCAUAUCCAUGAGUCUAAAUCCAAUCCUCGAGGUUUAGUCCUGGCUGUUGUAUCUAUAACACGAGUGUCUAGAUGAGCGCACGGCAUGUACGGAGACCUGUGUAUGGAAACUGACCAGACGUUGAAUGAACGCACAGCACGGGCCAGCGGUCGAACUAUCCCAUCUCGUUGCCGGUGAUUCGUCUACUGGUUCCAUGCAUCACCCGAAUAUGGUCGUUUGUCCUUCCGGGCGCCACGGACCGAGCGAUAUCCGCGCUUUCCAGUGGUAAUAUCCAACACGUUUCGCGCCCGAAAGCGCACAUUUAAACACAAUUGGCGUAGCGCGAGCGAGAAAAAAUGCAACUGUCCGAUUUUUUACAUCACUCUUCGCAAAACCAGGACAGCCUUCGCGGGCGACUUCCGUCGUCCGCUCGGGACGUUCGGCGUUCCCUUCGCCUUCUCUUCCACCCUGGCCUUGGUUUUUUGCGUAGUGUAACCCACGCAAUGUG